Cyprinus carpio (common carp) is the source of this 4716-nucleotide messenger RNA. Its product is annotated as protocadherin-20-like. Gene Ontology annotation, cellular component: plasma membrane. Gene Ontology annotation, biological process: homophilic cell-cell adhesion. NCBI's taxonomy places the organism in Eukaryota, Metazoa, Chordata, Actinopteri, Cypriniformes, Cyprinidae. The record is from RefSeq and is a predicted model, not a curated record. Gene Ontology annotation, molecular function: calcium ion binding.
AGAACAACUCCAGAGAAAAGCUAUAACUAUAUGCUAUAUAAUCUCUCUUAUUAUGAUUUAGAGUGUGUGUAUAUUAUUAUAAAGCAUUACAGAGUGCUUAGAGUUGAAAGGAAAAUAUACCUCAACGCGACCCAUCUAUCAUUAUAAUGCAAUUAACCGGAAAAACAUCUCGUCAGACCUGUAUUUUCCCUUUUAGCCAACGGCUGAAUAUCGUGAGUUAGUCUCGAGCCGCUCACCUGUAACACAGGUAGGUGAGGUUUCCCGCCCGCACGUUUCUCGCGAGUGUUUCUUUUUCAUGCUCGCAGAGCUCAACAUGUUCUUGAAGAAUGGACAGCUCAAACCCAGCACAUAAUGACCUGGACUAUACUACAGUGGGUGCUUCUCUUGGCAUCUACUGGGCAAAUCCAUAGCCAUGCACUGCUGCGCUUCAUCACCGUGGAGGAGCAAGAAGCAGGCGUUAAGAUCGGAAGUCUAAGCCCGACCUACUCAGCUCCAUACCGGCUCCUCGAUGAAAGAUACGUCAGGCUGGACGAGAGCACAGGGGAUCUGUUCACUAAAGAGCGCAUAGACAGAGAGACCUUGUGUCCAUCACAUCAGGAUGGGGAGUGUACUUUUUCAAACACCGCAGUCGUGAGUCUUAAUUUUGAAAUAGUGCCGAUGAUAAUUGUUGUGGAUGAUAUUAAUGACAACACUCCUAUUUUUGAGAGAAAUGAGAUUCCUCUGCAUGUACCUGAAGAUGCAUCAAUUGGGACUGCUUUCCCACUGGAUGACCAAGCGCAGGAUAAGGAUACGGGCGAUAAUGGCUUGAUACGAUACCAUUUAGAAGACUCUGAUGGCUUUUUUGGCAUCAGACAAGAUGGGCAUGAACUUGAGCUGGUGGUACAAAGGGAACUGGACCGGGAAACUCAGGAAAACCACUUCUUGGUUCUUGUAGCAGUAGAUGGAGGUUCAGUACCACUUAGCGCUACAGCUCAUCUCAAUGUAACGGUAACCGAUGUUGAUGAUAAUUGCCCAGAGUUUGAUGCUGACAGUCCCAUCACAGCUAUUGUGCCAGCGUUAGGAGUCAAGGGCACUGCGGUGGCCCAGCUUAAAGCCACAGACAAAGACCUGGGCCAGAAUGCCCAGAUCGCAUUCUCCUUCAGCCGUCAGAUCACAGAUAAGGCCAAAGCGCUCUUUCACUUGGAUGGACACACAGGCCUGAUCAGCUUAGCUGUUGAUACACAGGUUGACAGUCCCGAGGAGCACAUGUUGAAAGUCUUUGCGAAUAGCCCACUUUGCCCCCCUGCGCAAACUCAGGUAACCAUAUACAUUCAGCCAGUGAUGAGCCAAGAGCCGUCAGUCAAGAUCAAGUUUGUCGCAGAGCAUAAAAACCAAGUGAUCGUGUUACAGGAAAACGAGCCCCCCACCAUCUUGGCGCUCUUGGAGCUGGAAGACACCUCUACUGCCAAAGGUACUCUGUCCUUAGAUAAAAACAGCAUGCCGUUUUCUUUGAAGCCGCAAGCAGGCAGCUAUUUGCUUUCAACAUCAAAACCCCUAGAUUUUGAGAUGUGCAGCGAGUAUGAGGUUACAGUUAUUAUUUCUAAUCCUCAUGGCACACGCCUACACAGAAGGGAAGUGAUCAAAGUGCUGGUUGAAGAUGUGAAUGAUAAUGCCCCAAAGUUUGAACAAACACGCUAUGAAAAGGACAUCAAGGAGAACAACGAGCCUGGAGUGUUUCUGCUGAGAGUCCAGGCUAGCGACGCAGACAGCCAGCAGUUUGGCAAAGUAAGGUACAGGCUUACAAAUGGAGGACCUUUCAGAAUUCACGAAGAGACGGGUGUGAUUUCAGCAGCAGAGUCUUUGGAUAGAGAACAGCAGGAGAAAUACGACCUGACCGUUCUGGCCCGGGACGGCGGCGAGCCGUCUCUGGAGGGCUUAGCUAUUGUGUCCAUAAACAUACUGGAUGUGAAUGACAAUCCACCGGUCUUUCCAACCCCACAUUUCUAUUUCUUUGUGUUUGAGAGCAUUCCACAACUUUCCCAAGUUGGGAAAGUCACAGUAAGCGAUGCUGAUGAAGGAGAUAACGGCCAGAUAGUGGAUUUGCGUAUUUUGAACGACAGUGUCCCUUUUGCCAUAGACCUGGCGCAGGGGUCGCUCCGCAGUACUGGUGAAGUCGACCGUGAGAAGCAAGACCGCUAUGAGCUUCUUGUUGUAGCUGCAGACGGCGGCAGCCCAGUCCUUUCCACUACAGCAAAAAUGACCAUUUUUAUUGAGGAUGUCAAUGAUAAUCAUCCCCAGGUCCUCCUUCCUAGCAGCAACCUCUCCUGUCUGACCAUAUCCCCGGCUACUCGAGCAGGAAGCAUGAUAACAAAAAUUUUCGCCAUUGAUGAGGACUCAGGAAUGAAUUCAGAUAUAACUUACCAAAUUAUUGCAUCCAAACCGGCUCUCCACAGCCCCUUCCAGAUUGACGAGCACUCAGGAAACAUUACUCUGGUCCAACAUCUGCGCGGCGAGGACUACGGCAUGCACCACCUCUUCAUAGUCGUCCGCGACAGAGGAAAGCCAGACCCGCUGCAGACCACCGUGUGGGUCAACCUGCAGGUCAACGAGACUUUGGAAAAAUGUCACGUGAAUGCCAUUCCGGAGUACACACCACCACGACUGCUUCCUCCGAUGCCAGUUCAAGACAGAUGUGAAUCAAAUGCCGGGCUUAUUUUUUAUUGUGGCCUGUGUCUGAUGGUCAUCUCAGUCUGUGUUCUCCUGGCGGCUGUAGUGGUGUUUAUGAAGCGCAAAAACACAAAAAGGAAAGCAGAAAAAAAGAAUGUAUGGGAAACUGGAAAUCUCUGUGAACUGAAACCUUUAAAUUAAAGCCAAGGCUCUGCAGUUAUACCAGUAAAAUGUGUAUGUGUAAAUAUUACAAAGUUUUUUGUUAACCUGUAUUCUUUGGCCAGUACUUUUGGUUCAUAUUAUAAUAGUAAUAUAAUAUAAUAGUAUUAGUUUGGCCUAAUGUGCAAGAUACCUGCUUCCUUUUCCUAAGAUGAUAUGUUUUCAUCUCGAAUGAAAUAAACUCUUGAAAUCUUUAAAGAAUCAUAUUUAAAGAGAUUUAUGCACGUAAAGACAAUGUAUGUUUAAUUCUCUGUCAGCAGUGGUGAGACAUUCAUUGACAUGGAAGGAAAAUAUUUAUACAGGUGCAGACUUGCAGAAAGAUAAAUGCACUUGUUUUUCCUCUAGUGUGCUGUCGUGUUGGUUUUACAAGAUUUUACGGACUAGUCGUGCUGUAGUCUGAUGCACGCAGCCUGCAAUCAGUACCAUCAUCUAGAUCAGGGGUAACCAACGUCGCUCCUGGAGAGCCACAGUUCUGCAGUUUUGCUCCAACCGUGAUUAAACCACACUGACCUGUAGCUUUCUAGUAACCCUUACAAACUGAUUAGCUUGUUUAGGAGUGUUUGAUUGGGGUUGGAGCUGAAGCCUGAGGGACUGUGGCUCUCCAGGACCCCUAAUCUAGAUCAUGAAACAAUGUAACAGUCUUUGUCUUAUCACAAUAAGAAAAUGCUGGUAUAUUUGCAAAAAAGAAAAUGUCUUUUUACAAAGCAGUUGAAACAAGACCGUGUCUCUUUUAUAUAUUUAUGUUAAUGUAAUAAAUAAAGUGGGAUCAUGAAGAAGCAUUACCAUUGAAACACAUCAAGAUGCUCUUGAGGGUUACCCUUAUAUUAAUAUUAAUAUUAAUAUUAAUAUUAAUAUUAAUAUUAAUAUAGUCUCUACUCUAGUCUUUAUAAAGUUCCACUCAUUAGAAAUCAUGGGGGUGGGGCUGAUCCGGGGGCAACCAGAUCGGACCGAAAAGCCACUUUAACAUCAGCUUAAAUAAUUUAAUAUAUUGAUUGUUGAUAUAUAAGGAACUAUUUUCUUUGCAAAGGGUAAGACUUCCAAAGUAUAAAACGGCUACAUUUUCAAUCAAUCACUUUUUUUUUUUUUGUGUUAAUAUUAUGUUUCACUCAAAAAUAUGUUGACUUAAGGUCACAUAAACUCUAAUGCCUUUUUUUUGUAACUAAUGGUUAAGUACAAUCAAGGAAUGGUUUCCAUGGUGACCAACAGUGUAAAGAGUUUAAAAACCUUUUGAUAGCUUUUGCUGUGAGAUCUAGAGACCAGUGAUAAAAGUCUGAUCACUGGGAGAUAUCACUCAUCUCAUACCACCAAGUUUCCUGUCAUCCAAUAGUCUCUUUCUCACCCGGUUCAGAGACUCAUUUAAGGUCUGCACAAGGAAUGAGGAAACUGAAUGAUUAUCUGAUGAAUUCAGGUGAUCUGGACAAGAAUGUGGAUGAAAGAAAGUCUAGACAGAAAACUCCACUUCAGUGCCUGUGCUGGCCCACCGUACUGAUUUCAGCAGAGGAGGACCCCCUCUGCCCUGUUCGUACGCUCUGGCACCGACUCAACCAUCAUAAGAAGCUGUUUAUUUGUAGCAGACGUGAUAGGGGUUUUGUAAAUGACACAAAAGAAAAAGCAUGUUUCGGCAGGUCUGCUGAGUGCAGGUGGCAUGGGAAUGCACUUCCUGAAUAGCAAAGAAGAUAUUAAUCUUGUAAGAAAACACUGUCAUGAAGUUGACUGGCAUGUUUUCACAUCCAGGUUACAAAGAUGCUUCACAAAUCGUUCUCAAAAGGCAUCCUGCUCAUCUUCCUGAAAUGCCUUGGUUUUUGUUCCUUUAAAAGCCAAUAAAAGAUAAAUACUGAAUAAUGUGUUAAA